Molecule: messenger RNA, 2231 nt
Organism: Esox lucius (northern pike)
Lineage: Eukaryota; Metazoa; Chordata; Actinopteri; Esociformes; Esocidae
Product: C-reactive protein-like
Exons: 5
Coding region: 42-947 (301 amino acids)
Source: RefSeq, a predicted model, not a curated record
CACAAGACUCAUCAAAGAAGAACUCCACAGAAUUGCAGAUUAUGAUGGACAACCAAACCGAUUCAAAUGACAGUUGUGAAUUCUGUCUAAGAAAAAGUGGAAACAGAGGCAAUACCAAAACAGGAAACCCAGUCUCCUCUCUUGAUGCUGGGGUAACAGUGUCUCCCUCCAGAUGGAAACAGCUCUUGUUGGUUGUUCUCGGUCCCAGUCUCCUCUGUUCUCUCUGUGUUCUGGUUGCUAUAGGGGGCCUCUAUUUCAGAGACAGCAACCGAUGUGGUUUAGUGGAGACACAGCUCAACAAUCAGCUAAACAGCAUCACACAGCCUGUGAGGAGAACCUUGGUGUUCACGGAGGAAACCGACAACAGCUACGUAGAGCUUCUCCCUCAGAAGAAUCUUUCCAUGCAAGCAUUCACCCUCUGUAUGCGGCUGGCUACCGAACUGGCAUCUGACGAAAGAGAGAUCAUCCUGUUCGCCUAUCGCACAGUGGACUUCGACGAGCUCAAUGUGUGGAGAGAAGCCAACAGCACGUACAUUCUGUACCUGCAGGGUAGCAUUGAUGGGGUCUCAUUCCACCUGCCUGAGCUCAACACUUUUCAGACCAACCUGUGUGUCACCUGGGAGUCUAAGUCUGGCUUGACCGCCUUCCAUGUAGAUGGGAAGAGGAGUGUUAGGAAGAUGUAUAAACAGGGAAACAUAGUGCAGCCAGGAGGUAGGGUUAUCCUCGGACAGGACCCCGACUCUCUCCUGGGGUCAUUUGACAUCAACCAGUGUUUUGUUGGAGAGAUCAGAGAUGUUAACAUGUGGGACUAUGUGCUUUCCGAUUCCAUGAUUGGAGCAUUGCAUGGUGGGAAACUUUUUCCCAAAGGGAACAUUUUUGACUGGGAUACUGUAAAGCUUCAGGUUAAUGGGAUAGACAAGGAGAUCAUUAAAACGCUGUGGGAUUAGUUUGUGUCUCAAUGCUCAGCUUAAUUCCAAUGAAGUUUUCAUUAGUAUCCAUUAUUCUGUUUGGGAAAGCUUAAAGGUCAUUCAUGGAUUAUUACUACUAAAUUACUUUUAAUCACACAGGCAGCAACCAACUGGUCAUCACAUGCACUCACAAACAUCUAAAAGCAUAGGAUAUUUGUUGUUCUAAUUUGUUCUGUUGGAUUUUGAAGUUGUGUUUCAUAUUUUAACGCAGCAAAUUCUCCAGGAUUAAGUUAACAAUGAGGGCCGGUUUCGCAGACACAGAUUAAGCAUAGUCAAGGACAAAAAAAUCUAGUUCAAUAGAAUACUCCAUCGAGCAUGUUUUUUUUGUCCUUGACUAGGCUUAAUCUGUGUUAAAUUAAUCCUACUGUACUGUACAUUGCUAGCUAACGCAUUGUAAGGGUUUUUGGUUUUGCAUCUAUAGGAGCCUGAUUGUAAUGUUUUUAAACCAAACAUAGCCAGGACAUGAUCCGCUUGGGUGAAGAUUCACAUAAAGCGCCCUUUUUUCAGAAUGACUGCACGCGGAAAUGUGAAAUCCCUCGUUUUGCAAUUUCAUGGACAACUGAUGUAAGAUAAUGAUUCUGCUAUUAGAUUGUGAAGAAACGAACAACACAUAACAACCCUGUCUAAAAUGGGAGGGUUAUCACAUAGUUUAGCAAUCGUGAAGUCUCGGGACGCAUCUUUAAGCAGUGUUCGUAGCCCAGCGCUUCCCUCCCAGCAUUUGGGAGUCAACGUCACCAACACUCACUGUUCUGUCCUGGCCCGCCCGUGACAUUUCUGUACCCGCGUACCCUGGAAUGAAUAACUUUUUAUUAAAUUUUUUUGCUUCUGAUGAUGUAUCUUGAUUCACUAAAUUAAAUCCAAAAAGUUCACGUUAUGUGGAUUUUAAUCACAAAAGACCAAAAAUAUAAAUUAGAUGAUAGAUACAAAUUACCUUUCUGUAAUUGGAACUGGAAUUAAUUAAAUAUAAAUAUUUACUUCUGAUGCUGCUUCUUAUUUCAGUAAAUCCAAUAAUGAAAAGUUACCUUUCUGUAAUUGUACAGUAAACAAUGCCUGGAAAUAAAUAAAGAUAUUUAACUCUCAAAACUGAUUUAACGAAUGUCUUUGUUGGUCUUUGGAUAGAGAGUAUUUGAUUAAGGAGUAAUUUAUUUAAAUUAGAUGUGUUUCUGAAUAUUGUUUAGUGCUCUGACAUUGUUUUCAGCCUUAAAAGCACUUCAUUCUUAUAGACAGAGCAUCAAGUAAACGUCAAAUGUGCCAGUUAAAUUC